AUGGAACUGUCUAUCUCCAACAUUUUUGCACUGUACACUUCGAAUCUUCUGUGGAGCCUUUUCCUGACCUCAACUGCUCUGCAUGCUAUCGCUCUCAUUACAAGUCCUAUGCAAGCAGUGCUGAAAUGGUAUCGACGUCAAAGUAGCGACAGCGACACGUGCUUGCCAUAUCUAUGUGCAGUCAUUGGGUCUGGAUUGUGGUUGCGGUACUCCAUUUUCAUCCAAGACACGAAGCUCAUCCUUCUACAAUCCUACGCUGUCAUAAUGCAGAGCUUUUUUCUAGUUGCGUUGAUAUUCUAUCGUUCGAAAAAGCGACGGCUCAUUCGACUUGUCAUUCUCAUAGCUACCGUCAUUUUCCUUCUAUUUUACUAUAUUCAAGGAAUGAAUGAAGAUGAUGGCAAACAGGCGACUGGAAGUAUCGCAUCGGCAGCACAAAUAGCUGGAUCUCUCGUUUGCCCUUACUUAAUCUAUAAAGCGGUGACAUCGAGAUGCAUCGACUUCGUUCCACUUGCUCCUGUUGCAUUCACAUGGAUAAUGGAAUUUCAUGCAAUUGUUUACAGUAUAGGAUUAGAUGACUUCUAUAUGCUGCUUGCCAACACUAUAUUUUUCUGCAUGGAUGGAUCACUUCUUGCGAUGUUUUUCAUCUUUCCCAAUGAAAAGCCACGUCACUGCAGCGUCGAGACAUCGUGA
Haemonchus placei is the source of this 690-nucleotide messenger RNA. The record is from the annotation of a GenBank genome assembly. Lineage: Eukaryota; Metazoa; Nematoda; Chromadorea; Rhabditida; Trichostrongylidae.